AUGGAGGCUUCCCUUGCCCUUUCUUGCCUCUUCAGAAUGACCGACAGAGAGGAUCUGGUGUACCGAGCCAAAUUGGCUGAACAAGUUGAAAGAUACGAUGAAAUGGUAGAGGCUAUGAAGCAAGUGGUUAAAUUGGGGAAUGAGCUCUCAGUAGAAGAAAGAAACUUGCUAUCAGUCGCCUAUAAAAAUGUCAUUGGUGCUCGCAGAUCGUCGUGGCGUGUCAUCAGUACGAUUGAACAGCGCGAGGAAACUAGAGGAAAUAAAGAGAAAAUUCCACUUGUCAAAGCCUUCCGACAACAAUUUGAGAGUGAACUCAAAAAAGUUUCCGUUGAAAUUCUCGAACUACUUGAUGAGUAUUUACUUAAGCAAGCCUCUACACCGGAAUCGAAAGUCUUUUAUCUUAAGAUGAAAGGCGAUUAUUAUCGCUAUAUGGCAGAAUUCUCUGUCGACGCUGAGCGUGAGCAAGUGGCUCAGAAUAGCUUAGAUGCUUACAAAGAGGCUUCUCACAUCUCAUCUGUUGAACUUCCGUCUACUCAUCCUAUAAGACUUGGCCUUGCUCUCAAUUUCUCUGUAUUCUACUAUGAAAUAAAAAAUUUACCCGACGAAGCGUGCAAGUUGGCGCGAACCGCAUUCGAUAAUGCUAUUGCCGAACUUGACAGCCUUUCUGAGGAAAGCUACAAAGAUUCCACCUUGAUUAUGCAACUUUUACGCGAUAACUUAACCCUUUGGACUUCAGACAUUGACAAUGAA
Molecule: messenger RNA, 750 nt
Organism: Protopolystoma xenopodis
Lineage: Eukaryota; Metazoa; Platyhelminthes; Monogenea; Polystomatidea; Polystomatidae
Source: the annotation of a GenBank genome assembly